Molecule: messenger RNA, 900 nt
Organism: Leptosia nina
Lineage: Eukaryota; Metazoa; Arthropoda; Insecta; Lepidoptera; Pieridae
Source: the annotation of a GenBank genome assembly
AUGUACAAAAUUAAACAAUAUUGUGUUACAAAAAGUUGCGUAAGCCAGUGCUUUGUGAACGAAAAUGGUGAAAUGGCGCAAAGCGAAACGGAUCGACCGUAUGUGAUACAAUUCUCGGAGAGCCGACCUCGGUCGGUGAGGCGGCUGUCACUACCUAAUACCGUGUAUAUAGACAUACCUGGGGCGAACACUAGUACACAGUCUCAAACUACGAAUGAAAAUGUUCGCGAGGUACGCCCUUUUUGGACACCAGACGUGGAACUAACACAGACUGAUGUUGGAAGAAGGGAGACAAGCCAGAACUUUGUCGAGGAGACAAUUUUCUACGAUCCGUUCGACGAUAGGCGAAUAGAUAUUACGAAGUGCGCAACUAGACCUGUCCAGGUCUUUCAAACAUACAGAGCAGCGCCCUCUUUACCUUCUCCUGAAAGGAGUACAGCAUAUCGACCAACGCAACCAUACGAUAUCCAGGCUUCAGAUGACGGUUUUAGAUUACCCCCUCUACCAGUUCUCGAUACUCCAGAACCCCCUCCGGCUUAUACGGAAAUUGAUGAACGACAGAGGGAAACACCGAUAGUUAGGACUACCCCAGUGUACAGAGGGCAGCAGUUAUCCGGGGAAUCACCGAGGAAGCUCAUAAUAUGCCCCUGCUGUAGAAUGAGGGUCUACACUAUUGUGAUAAGGGAGUCUGGAGCUUUGACCCACGUUAUAGCGACAAUAGUAUUUUUUCUUUGUCUGCCUCUAGUGUUCUGCGUGUACCUGACAGAGUUCUUCAAAUACAAAAAUCAUUAUUGCCCCAAUUGCAACAAUAUGAUUGGAUACGAGAUUCCAGUUAUGUGUACAGAGAUGGUAUACACGAAGUCAUGUGUACAGAACCUCACCUCUGCCCAAGAGUCUUAA